UCAGCGGUUCUUUCUCUCUCUGUUUCUCUCUCUCUCUCUCUGUUUCUCUCUCUCUCUCUAACAAACUCUGGACAUGGCGUCCUCUCCAUUUCUGAACAGGCUCUGAUCAUUCAUCAUCAUCUUCUUCUUCAGCUCCCUCCUUCUUGCUUUUCUUCUUUCGGUCCAUUCACCGUACACUUUCUUCAAGUUCGACCACGAGGUGUUUGAUCGUUGUUGAAUCAACAGCUAGUCCAUUGCUCUUUACACAAUUCCUAAUUGGAGGUUGAAUGGUUGAUUUUUUGGGACGCCAAAUCCAUGAUUCAUCUAUCGCAGGAGAUCCCACGGAUUACGCAUUGUUCCCAUCUUGCUUGAUCUGGUGGCAGAGUUUCGCAUUUUUCCUCUUCAAGCAAGUUCUCAUCUUUCAGAAGCUCCACAUUUGGGUCGUCUAACAUCUCCGCAGCUUGGGGCGAUUCAAUCACCUCCUUGAUUGCAUGCUCUGUGGAGCAUGAAAACGAAGGUCCGUAUUUUCAUUCCAUUUGGGCUGUUUCCUUUUGAGACUCUGAUCGAGAAAGACGAAAAUUUGGAUGCGGGGAAGGAAACAGGGUGUUGCUGUUAAGGACUUAGAAUUGGGGGAUAUUUGAUGGGCAACUCAUGUGUAGGACCAAACCUUGGUAAAAAUGGUUUCAUACAGUCGGUCACAGCUGCGGUCUGGCGUACACGGCCACAGGACAGGCUUCCUGGUAAUGGAGAAAGAAGUAAAGCUGCCCCCGCCACUAACAAUGACCUGAAACCCUCCGACAGAGAGCCCCCUAGACCUUAUGUUCCCAUACAAGAGACAGCACCCGAGGCUGUCAAGAUUAAUGCUCCCGAGGUCAAACCCGCGGAGCCCGAAAAGCCUGCCAAGGCUGAGCCUAGAGAAGGAGCGAGUAAGCCUUCAGAGUCGGGGAACCCGAAGAAACCUGUCCAUGUGAGAAGGGUGUCGAGUGCAGGACUCCAAGUGGAUUCUGUGCUGGGGAGAAAAACUGCAAAUAUAAAGGAACUCUACAGUUUGGGGCGGAAGCUUGGACAAGGACAAUUUGGUACGACAUUCCUUUGUGUGGAGAAGGGGACGGGAAAAGAGUUUGCCUGUAAAUCGAUCGUGAAGAGGAAACUGACGACGGAAGAGGAUGUGGAGGAUGUAAGGAGGGAGAUUAGGAUAAUGCACCACUUGGCAGGGCAUCCCAAUGUAAUAAGCAUUGUGGACGCCUUUGAGGAUGCUGUUGCAGUUCAUGUUGUCAUGGAGCUCUGUUCAGGAGGGGAACUUUUUGACAGGAUAAUACAGAGGGGCCAUUAUUCAGAGAAGAAGGCUGCAGAGCUUGCACGCGUGAUUGUUGGUGUGGUGGAACAGUGUCAUUCUUUGGGCGUCAUGCACCGGGACUUGAAACCUGAGAACUUUCUCUUUGUCAACCAUGCAGAGGAAUCACCUCUAAAGACGAUAGACUUUGGGCUGUCAAUGUUCUUCAAGCCAGGUGAAAAGUUUACCGAUGUGGUGGGAAGCCCUUAUUAUGUUGCUCCAGAAGUUUUGCGGAAGAAUUAUGGUCCAGAAUGUGAUGUUUGGAGUGCUGGUGUUAUCAUAUAUAUCCUACUGAGUGGUGUCCCACCAUUUUGGGAUGAAACGGAGCAAGGAAUAUUCGAGCAGGUCUUGAAAGGCGAUCUUGACUUCAUAUCAGAACCGUGGCCUACUAUAUCCGAAGGUGCAAAAGAUCUGGUCAGAAGGAUGCUUGUGAGAGACCCCAAGCAGCGGCUAACUGCUCAUGAAGUCCUCUGUCAUCCGUGGGUUCAGAUUGAGGGCGUCGCUCCUGAUAGGCCUCUUGAUUCUGCAGUUUUGACUCGCUUGAAACAAUUUUCUGCUAUGAACAAGCUAAAGAAAAUGGCCAUCAGGGUAAUUGCUGAGUCCCUGUCCGAAGAAGAAAUAGCAGGUCUCAAAGAAAUGUUCAAGAUGAUAGACACAGAUAAUAGUGGUCAUAUCACUCUUGAGGAGCUGAAGAUUGGCUUGGAGAAAGUUGGGGCUAAUCUUCAGGAAUCUGAAAUCAUCGGGUUAAUGGAAGCAGCGGAUAUUGAUAAUAGUGGAACAAUGGACUAUGGCGAGUUUAUAGCAGCAAUGCUUCAUCUUAACAAGGUCCAGAGAGAGGAUCACCUGUUUGCAGCUUUCAACUACUUUGACAAAGAUGGGAGCGGAUAUAUUACUCCAGAUGAGCUUCAAGCAGCUUGUGAACAGUUUGGCCUACGGGACGUUCACUUGGAAGACAUCAUUCGCGAAGUUGACCAAGACAAUGAUGGACGGAUUGAUUACAGCGAAUUCGUGGCGAUGAUGCAAGAUGUUGAUUUCGGCAUGAAGGUAUUUCAGUAAGAACAAUGCAUCAGAUUAAAAGCUUAGAACCUCCACGCUUUUAAUUGUGUGCACAAAAGAAACAAAGUAGGAAUCGACACGCAAACUAUCCAAGCAGUUCACGCCUGCUUCGUCGAGAUCAGAGAGGCUCCACAUAGGACAGAGAACAGUUUUUCGCCUAUAGCAUUAGAUACGAGCAUUGAUUUACAGUUUGGUGUUUCGCUAAUCAUCUUGACUAGAAAAGGCUGCAAAAGCCUUAUUGUACAAAUACGUUUGUCGUCCCAGUUUUGUUUUUCGAUCCAUUAGUCAUGCUAAAAGAGUGUUACAGAAGAAUGACCUGUAGGAUGAUUCUAGCUAGUAGUAUAUCUGCAUUGUAUGUCGGUGUCGACUCUUUAUUAUUUCAGACUCGGUUCCAUCUCUCGGUGUACUCUCAUUCUGAUAAACUAAUAAAAGUAUGUGCUUCCAAUUAA
This is a messenger RNA of Punica granatum (pomegranate), 2817 nucleotides long. NCBI's taxonomy places the organism in Eukaryota, Viridiplantae, Streptophyta, Magnoliopsida, Myrtales, Lythraceae. The record is from RefSeq and is a predicted model, not a curated record.